UUCACAGAAAAGAUGAGAUAAAAGCCGUUAUCAAUGAGGCCCAUGUAUUGCUGCGUUUAGCGAUUGUAAAUCGAAAAGGUCGAAAAAGCAGGAUGAAAAUUGGUGGUGGAGUGGUCUGUGGAAGUCCACGCGCCGCCGUUCUACCCUCACUGCUCCUCGGCCGCCGUGGAGUCACAAUCCGUUGCGCUUCAUCUUCUUCGACUUCCAACCAUGUAUCAUUCAUCAAGGAUGUUGCGGCAACUGAGCCUCCUCAGCAUUUGUCUAAUUUGUUGAAAAUGCUGAAGACUAGAGGUGAAUCCAUAAUUUCUCCGGGAGCCAAGCAAGGAAUUAUUCCUCUUGCCAUUCCACUGGCUAAAAACAACUCAGGUACUAUAACUGCAUUGCUGCGCUGGCCAACAGCACCCGCUGGGAUGGAAAUGCCAGUAGUGGACGUCAAUAGGAAUGGAGUGUGGCUACUAGCCAAGAACGUGGAUCAAUUUAUUCACAGACUUCUAGUGGAAGAAGAUGCCAAAGGAAGUGGAGAGCAAAAUGAUGAGCUAUUUCUUGCAGCAGCUGAUGCUGGGAAGAAACUUUAUGUAAGGGGUGAUUUUGCUGAAUCUCAGAUCAAAAACAUUGAUGGGUAUUUGCUGAAAAAGGUUGGGAUAUUUCCAGAUAUCAUAGAACGUAAAAUAUUGCGCCAUUUUGAAGAAGGCGAUCUUGUUUCAGCUUUGGUGACGGGAGAAUUCUAUACUAAAAAGGAGCACUUCCCAGGAUUUGCACGGCCAUAUGUAUUUAAUGCAGAGGUUUUGCUGAAGGUGGGACGUAAAACAGAAGCAAAGGAUGCUGCGAGGGGAGCCUUAAAAUCACCAUGGUGGACCCUAGGCUGUAAGUAUGAGGAAGUUGCUAAUAUCGCUCAAUGGGAAGAUGAACAAAUUGAGUAUUUGAAAGAGAAGGUCACAGAAGAAGGAAAGCUAGAAGACCUCAAAAAGGGAAAGGCUCCUGCCCAGGUUGCCUUGGAUCAAGCUGCCUUUUUGUUGGAUUUAGCUUCGGUUGAUGGGACUUGGGACAUCUCUGUGGAGCGUAUUGCUCAAUGUUAUGAGGAGGCUGGCCUUCAGGAGAUUGCGAGAUUCGUACUUUACAGAGGCUGAAUACAAACAGAGGUGCAAAGCGAUGAUUCGCUUCUGGUUAGUCUGGAGCUAAUGGUAUAAGCCUGUGCCAUAUAGAGGAGCCUCUUGCACAUAUUUUGGGUGCUUGAGAGAUUGGCCUGGGUUGGAUUAACAAGUACUCAAGACUUAAAUUGGGUUGCUAGCUACAAUUCACUCACAUGGUUUGGCUUGGUUGGGCUAUGUGGCUUCUACUCUCUUCUAAUUGUGGCAUACAAAUUACAAACCACUUGGGCUAACUGGUUUCCUCCUCACUACUUUACUUUAGUUAAUUAUAAAAUCUCACUUAUAAAAUAGUCCUUCAUGAAAAUUUGAACCUCUAAGAUGUACAUAUUAAUUACUGUGUUAUGCUCCUAAAAGUAGUCAUUAACU
Messenger RNA from Cucurbita maxima (winter squash), 1514 nucleotides. RefSeq lists its product as uncharacterized. The transcript has 12 exons. Lineage: Eukaryota; Viridiplantae; Streptophyta; Magnoliopsida; Cucurbitales; Cucurbitaceae. Bases 93 to 1127 code for a protein of 344 amino acids. The record is from RefSeq and is a predicted model, not a curated record.